GCUUCGCAAUCAAAACAACGGAAAAUGUGUUUCGCGAAUAACGAAUAAUUUUUAGCGAAAUUUUGAUGGUUUAGUACGUUUCGCUAGAUCUUUUCAACUGAUUCUCAUCCAGUAAAUCAACAUUUAAGAAUACACAAUGAGUAUCAUCCAAAGAAAGUUAUUUUCGGGGAGUUUUCCGCUGCUCAACAUCGUCCGUCGAUUAGAACUACUAUCCCCAGUUGCAGCUUCGUUGUCCACCAAGGCAGAACCCUUACCUACUGGCAGCGCAGCUCCGUCGUCGCAGCAACAAUCCCGUCAGGCCAACCCUGCUACCACCGGCAGCGAAAGGAAGAGCAUCGUUCCUCCGGAGUACCGGUUCAUGUAUCAGGAAUUUCUGCCCGAUCCAAAGAUAGAAUGGCGUAAUCCGAUUCGGGAAAAGCUCGAACGGCUGGACAUGUUGGACCGUCGAGCGAACAUCGACAUUCCGGAAUUUUACGUCGGGUCAGUGCUAGCUGUUACCAGUUCGGAUGUUCACGCGGUGGGGAAAACUUCUCGUUUCGUUGGGAUUUGUAUCCUGAAGGAAAAGUGUGGUUUGAGGACAAGGUUCAUACUGCGGAACGUGGUGGAUAACCAGGGAAUGGAGGUCAUGUACGACAUGUAUGAUCCAACUCUGUUGAAGGUCGAGGUGUUGCGACUGGAGAAGCGAUUGGAUGAUCAUCUGCUUUAUCUGCGAGAUGCACUGGAAGAGUAUAGUACCUUUGAUUUGAACAUGGAGCCGGAAAUUCUCCCAGAGGGUGCUCCUGUUCCGGUGAACGAUGUCAAGGUAACGCUCAAGCCGAGACCGUGGUAUGCCCGGUGGGAACGUCACGAACUGCAAGGUGUGGCCAAUAUCGAUGAGCACAUGAAUGAGAAGAAACGUCGCAAGGCGGAACGAUUGGCCACCCCCUGGGAAAAGUACGAUUUGAUGAAGGAGUACAGGAAGAGUAUUCCGGAGGAAGAACAGAAGGAAAUCUUUGCCGAAGUGUAUUCGCAGCUGCAUCAGAUGGAGCUCACCCGCAAGAAGAUGAAGAGGAAGCGUACGUUCAUCAAACCAACGAAGUUAGCUUGAACAAGGGGGGAAA
Ochlerotatus camptorhynchus is the source of this 1100-nucleotide messenger RNA. It is a transcript of the gene mRpL19, whose product is annotated as mitochondrial ribosomal protein L19. Gene Ontology annotation, biological process: translation. Lineage: Eukaryota; Metazoa; Arthropoda; Insecta; Diptera; Culicidae. The record is from RefSeq and is a predicted model, not a curated record. Gene Ontology annotation, cellular component: ribosome; mitochondrial large ribosomal subunit. Gene Ontology annotation, molecular function: structural constituent of ribosome. Bases 137 to 1087 code for a protein of 316 amino acids. The transcript is spliced from 2 exons.